AUGAAGAAUCCUAUGCAUCAUCCAUCAUCAGCCUUAUCUCAAUUCAAUUCACCUCAUCAUUCAUCGCAUAUAUUCCCAUCACAACAAUCCCAACAACAGCAACAACAACAACAAAUGAUGACAUCGUCUUCUACUGUUUCUGGUCCUGGUAAUCGACUCAUGAUGAAUUGGCAUCAUCAUCCAUCAGCAACAGGUGGAGGGAAUCCAAUGAAUUUCCCUGCUACAAUGUCCUCGGUAUCGUCGACAUCUUCACCUAACAAUAAUAAUAAUAAUAAUCCUAGAGAGAUGUAUUCUGGUCAAAUGAUAAAUUCGAGUAAGCUAUUUCCACCCAUGAUGGGAUCAGAUCUUACAGGAAUGACAAUGUUAGGCGGUGGUAGUAUGUCUGAUAACAAUGCCAGUAAUAAUAAUAAUAAUAGUAACAACAACAGCGGAAAUCGUAAUAUGAAUAUGCUUCGACAGUCACAAGAGAAUUGUUAUGAAAAUAAUCAAUUGGCCAACAUUGCGUCAUCCGCGUCCGCGUCCGCAUCUGUAUCCUCGUCAUCAUCAACAGCACAGGCGUAUUCGUCAUCAGUUGUUUAG
Trichobilharzia regenti is the source of this 579-nucleotide messenger RNA. NCBI's taxonomy places the organism in Eukaryota, Metazoa, Platyhelminthes, Trematoda, Strigeidida, Schistosomatidae. The record is from the annotation of a GenBank genome assembly.